Messenger RNA from Papaver somniferum (opium poppy), 2269 nucleotides. Its product is annotated as chaperonin 60 subunit alpha 2, chloroplastic-like. Gene Ontology annotation, molecular function: ATP-dependent protein folding chaperone; ATP binding. Bases 97 to 1875 code for a protein of 592 amino acids. Gene Ontology annotation, biological process: protein refolding. NCBI's taxonomy places the organism in Eukaryota, Viridiplantae, Streptophyta, Magnoliopsida, Ranunculales, Papaveraceae. The record is from RefSeq and is a predicted model, not a curated record. The transcript has 9 exons.
UCCUUUGUCUUGAAACUAAAUCCCCACCCCAGAAAACAACAUUCUGUUCUUCUCUAAACCCCAAAAACCCCAAUACCAGAGGAACCCACUAACCAAAUGUCAUCUUUAUCUUCCCCACUUGUAUUCUCGCAGCAGAGGGGAGCUUAUUUUUCAAACACCUUCAAUGGAGCAAAGAGUAGUGUAUCAUCAUCAUCAGUAUCAACAUCUUCUUGGUUUUCUAGAACUAGGGUUUUGAGAAUGGUGGUAAGAGCUGGUCCAAAGAAGAUAUCAUUUGACAAAGAUUGUAGAAAAUCUUUAUUAUCUGGUGUUAAUAAACUUGCUGAUGCCGUUUCUGUUACUUUAGGACCUAAAGGGAGAAACGUAAUUCUUGAUGGACCCGGAACGCUGAAAAUUGUUAAUGAUGGAGUAACAAUUGCUCAGGCCAUCGAGCUUCCAGAUGCCAUUGAAAAUGCAGGAGCGAUGCUUAUCCAAGAGGUUGCAAAGAAGACAAAUGAUUUAGCAGGUGAUGGAACCACCACUGCUAUAAUUUUAGCCAGAGAAAUGCUUAGGUUUGGGCUGUCAGCUAUUGCUUCUGGGGCUAAUCCCGUAUCCCUGAAGAGAGGGAUGGAGAAGACCGUGCAAGAACUGGUCAGAGUGUUGAAGGUUAAAUGUAGGCCUGUAAAUGGGAGAGAAGAUAUAAAAGCUGUGGCAUCAAUUUCUGCUGGAAAUGAUGACUUUGUCGGUAAUCUAAUUGCUGAUGCGAUAGACAAGAUUGGACGUGAUGGAAUCAUCUCCAUCGAGUCUUCUUCGUCAUUUGAAACUACUAUUGUAUUUGAAGAAGGGAUGAAGAUUGACAAGGGCUAUAUGUCACCCAAAUUUAUUACAAAGCCGGAUCAGUCGACUAUCGUAUUUGACAAUGCAAGAGUUCUAGUAACUGAUCAAAAGAUUACCAGCAUCAAAGAAAUUAUUCCCUUGCUAGAAAAGACGACUCAGUUAGGAGUUCCACUGUUGAUUAUUGCAGAGGAUAUUAAGCAUGAAGUGCUGGCAACCCUGGUCAUGAACAAAUCACGAGGCAUUACUAAUGCCGCUGCAAUCAAGUGUCCAGGAUUUCAUGAAGGAAAGAAAGCUAUUUUGCAAGAUAUUGCUCUAAUGACAGGUGCUGAUUUUCUUGCUGGUGAAUUGGGCUUCUCACUGGAAGAUGCAACCUCUGAUCAGCUUGGUGUUGCUCAAAAGAUAACAAUAACAAGUAAUUCGACGACUAUUGUUGCUGAUCCUACCACUAAAGCUGAACUCCGAGCAAGAAUUGCGCAGUUAAAGAAGGACGUAGCUGAAACAGACAAUUCCUACCUCUCAAGGAAGCUCUCUGAAAGAAUUGCAAAGCUGUCAGGUGGUGUUGCUGUGAUCAAGGUGGGAGCACACACCGAAGUAGAACUUGAAGAGAGGAAACUUAGAAUUGAGGACGCAAAAAAUUCCACUUUUGCUGCCAUGGAUGAAGGUAUAGCUCCUGGCGGUGGGGCCACCUACGUUCAUUUAACGAAGUAUAUUCCUGAAAUAAAGAACUCGAUAGAAGACCCAGAAGAACGAAUUGGAGCCGAUAUCAUUGAAAAGGCUCUUCUUGUACCAGCGUCAUCAAUUGCAAAUAAUGCGGGAGUAGAUGGAUCAACUGUUGUACAAAAGCUUCUGGCUUGCGAGUGGGAGGUUGGGUACAAUGCCAUGACAAAUAAGUACGAAAAUCUACUAGAUGCAGGAGUGAUCGACCCUUGUAGAGUCUCGAGAUGUGCACUACAAAAUGCAGCAUCAAUUGCUGGUGUGCUCCUUCUGACCCAAGCUGUUUUGGUUGAGAAAGUAAAGCAGCCCAAGUCAACUGUUCCUCUUCUCCCUGGGAUAUCUCCUUGAAAGAAGCAGCAGAAAUUCAGGAGAUGAAAGUAUAUAAAUGGUUUAGAAAGUAAAGAACCCUGGUGAUUUUGAAAUCCAACAUACGCUCUCGUCGCUGUUUGUUUCCGCAGGGCCAAGGGAAAUGUUGACUUAAUUUUAAGCAGAAGAGAAUCAAAAUUAAAAUGCAGAGACAUGUUGGCAUUGGGUUUGGACUUCCAGACUCUCAGGCUUUAAUCGCAUAUUUUAGAUAUUAGGCAACCAAUUUUGACAGUAUGUUGUUUUAUUUUGCUCCCCUUUAGAUUCAGGUGUAAAUUUUUUUUUACUGGACAACAGAAGUUGUAAUUUUCCAUUGAUAUAAUACUCUGAUUUGUAAGCUGUAACAAAAAAUAAAAGAUAUCACCCGCCUUCUGUUUCA